Messenger RNA from Amyelois transitella, 2996 nucleotides. Its product is annotated as peroxisomal ATPase PEX6. Gene Ontology annotation, molecular function: ATP hydrolysis activity; ATP binding. Bases 129 to 2861 code for a protein of 910 amino acids. The record is from RefSeq and is a predicted model, not a curated record. The transcript is spliced from 10 exons. Gene Ontology annotation, cellular component: cytosol; peroxisomal membrane. NCBI's taxonomy places the organism in Eukaryota, Metazoa, Arthropoda, Insecta, Lepidoptera, Pyralidae. Gene Ontology annotation, biological process: protein import into peroxisome matrix.
AAAAAUCUGUCUGUGAUCAAAACAAUUAGUGUGUGUAUUGUUUCGAAUUUCUCAUUUUUUAAUCUUAUUGUAGAUGUAUUUUAUUAUUAUUGUUUGUAGCAGAAACUUCGUGAGUUUUAUUUUUUAAUAUGAAUGACGAUAUAUAUUUAAAACUAUGGGUGAUAAAAUUUUGUUUGAAACUUGUCUAUCCAAAGUUCAACUAUUAUUCAUUUCUAGUUUUCCUUUCAAUAAAGUAUAGAAUUAAUAGCAGAAGGAGGUUAUUGGCUACCCAUAUUAUGGAGACCUUCGAGUUGAAGACAAUUCCAGUACAUAUUCAAAAAGCCCUCCUAGAUGAUCGGUUGGAAGAAAACAUUGAAGUCAUUACCCACAAAGUCAUUAUUAUAUCUAAAGAACAAUAUAUCCAAUUAUGCAGUCAAAACUUGUUUUAUAUUGACAAUGGGGUGGUCUGGUUGGCAAUUAAAUUAAGCUCUGAUUGCAAGAAAAAACAUGAAAAUACAAAAUCUGCAAAAGAAAAUAAUCUCAAGCCUAACCUUCAUUUUGUUACUUCUGAAAUACAUAAAAAGCUGUGGUCUGGUAAUUCUAAAAACAGCCUUGAUAAAAUAAGAAUAGUACCUGUGUUUGGUUCAAAAUUGGUCACUGACAAUACUGCUCUUAUUAAUGAAAAUGAAUACUAUAAUAUAGUGUCAACAUUUGGCAUUAAUAAUUGUGAAAAUAUCACCAUUACUUUUCACACAGUGCCAUCACUUGAGAAUGCACCUAAAAUAGCUGCAACAGCAGAAGUUAAUCUUUUAGUAAAUGAUUUUGACCUAGCCAAUGAUUUCAUCAAAGAAGUACUAAGCAAUUACUUUGAAAUACCAAAGCUAAUGACUGAGAAUGAUAUUUUUAGCAUAGAUCUUACACCUAAAAUAACAUCCAAAUAUCACCAUAAGUAUUUGGAUUUAGUAGAGUCUACAGGAAAGAUAUUUUUCAAGUGUAAAAAGCUUAGUGACAAUUCUAACAAGGAUACUAAAUUGUUACAAGCAUAUUUUAUUGUGAAAGGUGUCACACAGCUAACAUUAGGUGAAAAUAUACAUGCAUUGAAGCCUAUGGAUGAAUAUAUAACACUGCAAGAACAAAAUGAUAGCAUGUUUAGCUUGAAAGCUUGUCCAAUAGGACUUAGACAAAAGUUUCAGCAAAUUCAAGACACCAUAAAACCUUUCCUUACAGGUGACAUAGAGGACCUAUCAUCAGCUCUGUCUAAUCCCAUCAUACCAAUUUUGCUCCUGACUGGCUCUGACGGAUGCGGUCGACACCUUCUUGUGAAGACAUUAGCAAAAUAUAAUGGGAUGAACUGUUUGCAAAUAGACUGCAAUGCGCUGCAGUGCUCCACAGCCAAACAAACAGAGAGCAAAAUCAGCUCCACAAUACAGAAAGCGAAAGCUGCAGCACCUGUCAUUGUUGUUUUGGACAACUUUGAGGUAUUUGCUGUGGACCCAGAAAACAAUGAAGACUGCAGAGUUUUGGAAUACUUCUUGAACAGUAUAACAGACCUCUACCAGAACUAUACAAAGCAUCCUAUCAUAUUUAUAGCAAUCACAGAUCGCCUAGAACUCAAACCAAAUAUUCUUAGGAUAUUCCUUGAAAAAUACCAUAUACCUCGUCCGAAUGUUAAACAGAGGUUUGAAAUGCUACAAUGGUUCGCAUCUGUUAUGCAACUAAAUAUAAAUGGGGAGAAAAAUGAAGCUAACUUUGAUUUAAAUUCAGAAGUUGUAUUGAGUAGGGAAUCUAAUGACGUAUUAAGAAGGAUAGCAGCAAAAACUGAAACAUUUUUGUAUGGGGACCUGGAUACUUUAAUGCAUUUCGCCUUGAGAGAGUCAUAUUUGAAGCAACACAAUGUGUAUAACCAGCUACCACCCGUUCCUGAUCUGCACAAGGUUCAAGAAGAGGAUUUUAACUCUGCUUUAGAAUCAAUUCGUGGCCUACAAAGUCAAAAUCUGGACGCGCCUAAAAUACCGAAAGUGUACUGGGAAGAUAUUGGCGGUCUAGAUACUCUGAAGAAAGAACUUUUAAAAACCAUUGAAUUUCCAAUCAAAUAUCCACAUCUGUUUAAAAAUUCAAGCCUCAGAAGAUCAGGUAUUUUGCUGUAUGGCCCUCCAGGCUGUGGCAAGACGUUGGUAGCUAAAGCGGUCAGUACAGAGCUAAAUGUGAGCUUCCUAAGUGUGAAAGGCCCGGAAUUACUCAAUAUGUAUAUUGGGCAAUCUGAAGAGAACGUCAGAAAAGUGUUCGAGUCGGCCCGCGCGUCGUCCCCGUGCAUAGUGUUCCUGGACGAGCUGGACUCGCUGGCGCCGGGGCGCGGCUCCGCGGGCGACUCCGGCGGCGCCAGCGACCGCGUCGUCAGCCAGCUGCUCGCCGAGCUCGACGGCGUCACCGCUCGCCCCGAUGCGGAGUCAUCUAGUUUCGUGUUCGUGAUGGGCGCGACCAAUCGGCCCGACCUUUUAGAACAGUCCCUGCUAAGACCUGGCCGCCUGGAUAAAUUGAUCUACGUGGGGCCUUACUCCGGGCUCCGGGAGAAAACGUCGGUCCUGAAGGCUCUCUGUCGGAAUCACAAAUUGCGUCCGGAAGUGAACUUGGAGGCCGUGGCGCUCGCCCUGCCGGAGCGCUGCACGGGCGCGGACCUCUUGCAAGUGGUGAGCCACGCGCGAGCCGCCGCCGUGAGGACCGUCAUACACAGACUUCAAGCUGGACAAAUAAAAGAAAGCGAACUAAGUCCGGACUCAGUGAUUCUAGGAGUAUCAGAACUGUGCGCAGGCGUUGAUUCGUUCAAGUCUUCUGUUACUGACGAAGAGUUGGCUUAUUAUGAAUCGUUAAAAUCGCAAAUAUAACUCAAUAAUUAUUGAAGUGAUUAAUUGUAUUUAGUGCUGCCUAAAUGAAACAAAUUUUUAAUAGUUUAAAUUAUUGUUAUGGCUUGUUAUGGAAUUGUUCUAGUCUUAAGUAUAAUAAAUUGUUAUUGGUAAAUC